GAAGCUGCCCCGGAAGUCGCGGGGCGGGGCGAAGGAGGCGCGGUCUCCUAAGCUCAUGGCGGCGCUGUUACUCUUAUCCGGCCGAAUUAUGCGGCCUCCGGGAGGCCGGUUUUGGCGUCCCUCGUCUCGCGGUCGCGGGCUUUGGGGCCUGGCGGAGGGCACCGCGAGCGUCUUGCCCAGGUCGUUCUGCGUGCGGCAGGAGGAGGGGCGGCGGACCUUGGGGCUCGCUGGCAGGUGCCUGGGAAGCCGAUCCUUCAGCACAAGCAUGCCGCCACCCCCGGGGUCCGAGCCGAAGGGCCACGGAGACCCCACGCGCCCCUCGAAGCCCGGGCCCGUUUCCUGGAAGUCUUUAGCAUUCACAUUUGCUAUCGGAGGAGCUUUACUGGCUGGAAUGAAGUACUUCAAGAAAGAAAAGACAGAGAAACUAGAGAAGCAGCGACAGCGAAGCAUCGGAAAGCCUUUACUCGGGGGACCAUUUUCCCUUACAACUCACAGUGGAGAGCCUAAAACUGACAAGGACUACCUGGGUCAGUGGGUGUUGAUUUAUUUUGGCUUCACUCAUUGCCCUGAUAUCUGUCCAGAAGAACUAGAAAAAAUGAUUCAAGUCGUGGAUGAAAUAGAUAGCAUCCCAUCUCUGCCAAAUUUAACUCCACUUUUCAUCACGAUUGACCCAGAGAGGGACACCAAAGAAGCCAUUGCAAAUUAUGUCAAAGAAUUUUCUCCCAAACUUGUUGGGUUGACUGGCACCAAAGAAGAGAUUGAUCAAGUGGCCAGAGCAUACAGAGUGUAUUACAGCCCUGGCCCCAGGGAUGAAGACGAGGACUACAUAGUGGACCAUACAAUAAUAAUGUACUUGAUUGGACCAGAUGGUGAGUUUCUAGAUUAUUUUGGCCAGAACAAGAAGAAUGCAGAGAUAGCUGGUUCAAUCGCUGCGCACAUGAGGGCCCACCGGAAGAAGAGCUAGCCGAAGCAGCAACGCCAGGUGUGGUAUUCUCUUGCCAAAGAGGAAAGCAGCUUUGUCUCCUGUAGGAGCCUCUGGAAAGAGAUGUAUCUAUUAAUAUAUUCAGCCUACAGAAUGCCUUCAUACCAGGAGAACCUCUGUAUUUGAAUGGGGCCGUCACCCUUGGGUUCAGCCAAGAUGGAUUGUUGGAACUGACAGAACCAGAAGUUGCCACACAGCUGCCAUGAGACCAAGGACCAAGUGAAAGUGAAGCCAGUAAAGAGAACCUCACGGCAAGGAGAGACUUAGCCGGCGUGUACCCCCCAGCCUACCAUGGACCCUCUGAGCGGUGCCUUGCACCCCCACUCCACAGCAGUGCGACUUCCAGAGUGUUCUUACUUUCUCUUGCGUCUGCUGCUCUUCCU
Molecule: messenger RNA, 1365 nt
Organism: Tupaia belangeri chinensis (Chinese tree shrew)
Lineage: Eukaryota; Metazoa; Chordata; Mammalia; Scandentia; Tupaiidae
Gene: SCO1
Product: synthesis of cytochrome C oxidase 1
Exons: 6
Coding region: 56-964 (302 amino acids)
Biological process (GO): mitochondrial respiratory chain complex IV assembly
Source: RefSeq, a predicted model, not a curated record